UUGGGAUAAGGAAACAGAGGAGAUCAAUGAAGUUUGUUGCUUUGAUAUCGGGAGGAAAGGAUUCCUUUUUCAAUAUCCACCAUUGUUUGAGUCGAGGACAUGAAUUGGUAGCAUUAGCCAAUUUGUACCCAAUAAAUAAGGAAGAUGAGAUCGAUUCACAUAUGUUCCAAACGGUUGGACACGAUAUUAUUGAUAACUAUGGAGAAUGUUUAGGAAAGCCAUUGAUUAGACGAGGAAUUGUGGGGAAAUCCAGUAAUUUGAAUUUAGAAUAUGAGAUCACCCAAGAUGAUGAAAUCGAAGAUUUAUAUGAAUUAUUAAAAGAGAUUAAGCAGCAGUAUCCAGAAAUUGAAGCAGUUAGUUGCGGAGCGAUAUUAUCACAAUAUCAAAGAACUCGAGUUGAAAAUGUUUGUGAUAGAUUGGGCUUAACUUCGUUGGCAUACUUAUGGCAAAGAAAUCAGAUGGAAUUGAUGCAAGAGAUGUGUCAAAACAAAUUAGAUGCUAGGAUGAUUAAAGUUGCAGCAAUUGGAUUAAAUGAAAAUCAUUUAGGACAAUCAAUUACUGAGAUGUUACCAGUAAUGAUAAGGUUGAACCAGUUAUACGAUGUGCAUAUAUGUGGAGAAGGAGGAGAGUUUGAAACGAUUGUACUUGAUUCACCGAUAUUCGUGAAGAAAUUACGAGUUACGAGACAGGAGGUAUUCAAGCAAGGCAAUGAUGAAGUAGCCUAUUUAAAAUAUGAGGUUGAAGUGGUUGAUAAAGGGAUGGAAUAUGAGGAUAUAAGCAUGCCACCAUUGCUUGAAGAAGAGUUUGAAUCGAUGGUGGAAAGCGAGGGAGAGACCGAGCAAAGACCAGCAGAGGUGCAAUUAGAUGUGGUUAAGUCGAAUGUUUAUCGAACAAAAGAUACACUUUACGUGUCCAAUCUUGUAUCGGAAAAGAAAGGUAUUGAAGAACAGGCGACUGAUAUAUUUCAACAAUUACGAAACAUACUUGAAGAGCACGGUAUUGGAAUGAAUCAAAUACAACAUGUUAAUUUAUUACUUAGUAAUAUCGAAGAGUUCAACAAGAUUAAUUUAAUCUACCAGAGGAAUUUCAAAGAAUAUUUACCACCAUCAAGAGUGUGUGUCCAAACGGUAUUAUAUGGUGAUCAUGCCAUACAAUUAUCGUGUAUUGGGAUUGUUAGAGGCGAUAAGCUGGGGAUACAUAUUAGAAGUCGAUCAUAUUGGGCACCACAGAAUAUAGGACCAUAUUCGCAAUCGAUAGUUGUUAAAAGAGAUAAUUAUGAGAUUGCUAGUAUCUCGGGCCAAAUCCCAUUGGUGCCAUUUGAUAUGAGUGAUUGUAAAGAUGACCCAGUGGGAGCAGCAUUGUCAUUACAACAUUUACAUCGGGUUAAGAAUUUAGUGAAUGUGGACGAGUUGGGAUACGUGAUAUGUUUUAUAACAAGGGAAUCAUUAAUGGGGAACGUCCAAAAGGCUAUUGAAAGUUACAGUGACAAUGAGAUGAUAAGAGCGGAUAAAUUUUUUGUUGUCAAGGUUGGAAAAUUACCUAGGGAUGCAAAAGUCGAAUGGGGAGGGCUUAGUUACAAAGAGAUUGAAAGUUACGAGGACAACGAUGAAGAGGAAGCACCAUUGAUUAAGAUACCCGAGUUCGAAUCCGUUUAUCACACGAAGAUUAAACAGAAUAACUUGGUUAUAAUUCAUACCAAUCAACUUAGCAAAGUGAAUCAACUUAGCGGAGGCCAUUCUACAGUAAUCACAAGCAAUAGUCAAGGAAUAGAAUUAAAGAAUAUGGAGAUAAUCCCCGUAUUGAAAAAUUGGAAUCAUCAAGGUAAAGAAUAUAAAUACACAAUUAUAUAUAAGAAUUAAAAGACAUUAAUCAUUAUCGAUACCGGGACCUUUAUAAAUCAAAUUUGCGGGGACAUCAAUACCCUUUUCUUUACAUAACUGAAUUAAUUUGAGAUUUUCUUCUUUUAAAGAGUCAAUGUAGUCUGCCAGUUUAGUCAAGAUAUUUAGUUCACUUCGAUUUUCCCGAUCGUUAAGAGACGGAGUCAAAUCGACUAUUCUGUCAAACUCGCUUCUGAUGUUCUCUCUUCUUUUCUGUUCCGAAGCAAUGUGGUGCGCCUUCUUUUGGUCGUCACUGAGUAUGGUUGUUUUCUUCUUAUCAUCAGUCAUAACUUGAAAGUACUAAAGUACUACCGAAAGCAUUAAAGUACUACCAAAAGUACUACUUAUAUUACUUAUGAAGUAUUAAACUCUAAAGUAGUGCAGGUGGAGCAAUGGCAUGUGAAAAAGGGAAAUAAACACCCGUGCACCCAGAGACCAAAAAAGGACAAAAAAAAAAAAGGAA
Messenger RNA from Hyphopichia burtonii NRRL Y-1933, 2340 nucleotides. Its product is annotated as diphthine--ammonia ligase. NCBI's taxonomy places the organism in Eukaryota, Fungi, Ascomycota, Pichiomycetes, Serinales, Debaryomycetaceae. Gene Ontology annotation, biological process: protein histidyl modification to diphthamide. The coding region runs from base 27 to 1859 and encodes 610 amino acids. The transcript has a single exon. The record is from RefSeq and is a predicted model, not a curated record. Gene Ontology annotation, molecular function: diphthine-ammonia ligase activity.